Messenger RNA from Mesorhabditis belari, 735 nucleotides. The record is from the annotation of a GenBank genome assembly. Lineage: Eukaryota; Metazoa; Nematoda; Chromadorea; Rhabditida; Rhabditidae.
AUGGGUUUGUUGGUGGAAGGACGGUGGACAGACGACAAAGAUGCCCCAAAAGGAAUCAAAAUGACACCAUUCAACAACUGGGUGACCGUCGAUGGACAACCCGGGCCAACGGGAGAAGGAGGAUUCUCCGAUCCAAAAUGCACGACCCGGGUCUCGGUGCCGGUGCUUUGGGACAAGAAACAGCACAAAUUGGUGAGCACCGAGAGUGCCGACAUCAUUCGAAUGCUCAAUUCGGCUUUCGAUGGGCUUGGCGCAAAUACAGGGGAUUUCUACCCAAAAGAAUUGCAUACAAAGAUCGAUGAAGUGAACGAAUGGGUCAAUGAUACUGUCGUCACCGGCGUCUACAAAGCCGGAUAUGCGCUGACUCAAGAGGGAUACGACUUGGCUGUGGGAAAACUCUUCGACUCGCUGGAACGCUUAGAGAAAAUUCUCGAGAACCAGCGCUAUCUGGCGGGGGAGAGUCUUUCCGACGCGGACAUCCGUUUGUGGGUGACACUGAUUCGAUUCGAUGCUGUCUACUCGAUCUAUUUAAAAUGCAGCAAGAAACGCAUCUUGGACUACCCGAAUCUUCACGGUUAUCUCAGGGAUAUUUACCAACAUCCGGGCAUCGCUGAGACGACAAAUUUCAAUCACAUCAAGGCUCUCUACUUCCGCUGUGGCAAAACGUUGAAUCCGUCGGGCAUCGUUCCAAUAGGACCCGAUAUGCGACUCGAUGUGCCACACGGAAGAAAUAAG